Messenger RNA from Malus domestica (apple), 2550 nucleotides. Lineage: Eukaryota; Viridiplantae; Streptophyta; Magnoliopsida; Rosales; Rosaceae. The record is from RefSeq and is a predicted model, not a curated record.
AUGGCGGAGCAGGUGGAGCCUGGUGGGCAGGCGAAGGGGAAGUCCUCGAGGAUGGAUGGAGAAUCAGUUUCUUCACCGAUUGAAUUUGGAGCUAAUGGUGUUGAUUCGUCCAGAUCUGGUAAGAGAAGUCGUGGAAUUGAUGGACCGAAUUUGGAUGCUGAACGUGACAUGGCUGCUCUGCACCUGGAGCCUAAUGUGAGUUUCAAAGACAAGCUUAUGAAAUCAUCUCGGCGACUUGUCUCGGUUGCUGUAUCUGAUUUUGAUUUUGAUCCUGAUCUCGUUGACGGGGACGUGUCAUUCUCUCGUGAGGUGAAAGGGCCUAUCGUUACAUUCUCUGAAAAAGCUGUGACGAAAUUUGGUAAGGAUUGGCAUGAUGCUCUGGUCAUCAAACUUCUUGGACGAUCGCACACUUAUAAUUUUUUGUUGAACAGGCUGAGGCAAAAAUGGCAAUUAAAAGGAGGUAUGCAGCUUAUUGACAUUGAUCAUGAUUUUUAUAUUGUUAAAUUUGAUUUGGAAGAGGAUAAGGAGUUUGUUUUAACUGGUGGACCUUGGAUAAUUGCGGGUCAGUAUUUGACGAUUCAAAAAUGGAGACCAGGAUUUGUGCCUGCAACUGAGGUUAUGACUCGUAUGGCUGUAUGGGUCAGGAUAAUGGGUGUUCCAAUUGAGUAUUUUAAUGUUUGGGCUAUGAGGAAGAUAGGUAGUGUGCUGGGAAAACUGUUGAAGAUUGAUGUACACACUAAUUCUCAAUACAGGGGCAAAUUUGCUAGAAUUUGUGUUGAGAUUGAUGUGACUAAGCCUCUUGAAGCGUUUAUUCAAAUUAAUGAUAGAUGGUACAAUUUGGAGUAUGAGGGUAUGCCAGAAAUUUGUUUUGGAUGUGGUCGUUAUGGGCAUAAGAGGGAGAGCUGUACUUGGAGCGUUGAUCCUAUGGCGGAAAAGGUUGAUGGUGGUGAAAAUGAGAGUAAUAUGAUGAAUAUGGAUGAGCCUAUAGUAAAGGCUGCUCAAAGUAGCGAUGAUGUUUCUGCUAUUCAUGGUAAUUGGAUGCAAGUUAAGCCUAGAGGUAGACCUCGGAAAAUAAAUAAUGGACAGAGAGGUGUUGAUGGUGCUUUUAAUGGGCAGGGGUCAAGGUUCAGUGUGCUCAAUGGGGAAGAUAAAAGUCUGAAUGAGGGAAAUGUGGGAAGUGGCACAGAUGGUGAGAAGGGUGAAGGUUCUAUUGAAAGGAAAAUUUGGGGGGUUAGGAAGAAGAAGGAAGCUAGUGAUCGGGAUGCACUUGCUGAUAUAUCUAACUGUGGUGGACAGCCAUCUACGCAUAAUUUGGGGCAACUAAGACAACCUUUAGUGAGAAGGUCAAGUUCUAGUUCGAUUAGUAAUGUUGAGGAUCAGCCGUUCAAAUUUAAUGUUAAUGCCUUCAAGACUGAUAUGUACUAUGGUUCAAAUAUGUCAAAGGGAACCUAUAUUUUUGGUCACCAACCAUCUAAUGCUAGUGGUAGCGAUGUUGAGUUAGCUGCGUGUGAUCUAGAUCCAGGUGAAGAGAUGAUGAAUACUGAUCAUACUAUUCCAGUAUGGAACUCUAGAGGUGCUGGUUGCACCAAGUUUAAAGAUAAUGUUGCAGAAUUAAUUAACAUUCACCAAAUGGAGAUUUUGGUUAUUUGUGAGCCCAGGAUUAGUGGUCAGAAAGCUAUUUCAGUUGUGAAAUCUCUUGGUUUUCCGUGCUUUGAGAUUGUGGAUGCUGUUGGCUUUUCUGGUGGUUUGUGGAUGUUGUGGAAGGAUUCUAGAUUAAAGGUGGAAGUUAUCGGUACCACUGACCAAGCUAUUUCUGUUGUUGUGGAUGGUGUUGGUCAGAACCAUUGGAUUUUCACCGCUGUCUAUGCUAGCCCUUGUGUUACUAAAAGAGAAAGAUUGUGGGAUUAUUUAGAUUUUGUAGCUGAUUGUCAUCAAUUGCCUUGGUUAAUUGCUGGGGAUUUCAAUGACAUGUUGUGUGUGGAUGAUAAACUUGGUGGUGCUCUAUUAUGCAGAUUAAAAGGCUUCAAAUCCUGGGUGGAUAGGAAUUAUAUGAUUGAUUUGGGUUUUAUUGGUCCUAAAUUUACUUGGACUAAUAAAAAAGUGUUAGAAAGAAUUGAUCGUGGGAUUUGUAAUAUGAGUUGGAGGAGCCUUUUCCCUGAAGCUUAUGUUCACCAUCUCCCGCGAACCAAGUCAGAUCACUGCCCUAUUAAGAUAUGCUUAAAUUCUCAUAAGUCAUUUUCUCCCAAUCAUCGUCCUUUUCGUUUUGAAGCUAUGUGGUUGAGGCAUGAAAAUUUUAAGGAGUUUGUUGAUGGUUAUUGGAGUAAUGGUGGAGGUUCGGUUGUUGAUAAAACUUGUGCUCUUAUUGAACCGCUUAAGAAGUGGAAUAUUCAAGUCUUUGGUCAUCUCAAACAGAGAAAGCGCAAACUUCUAGCAAGAAUUGAUGGGAUUCAAAAAGCUUUGUGUCGUGGGCCUAAUAAAUUUCUUUCUAAAUUGGAGGAUGAGUUGAUUUCUGAUUAUAAUGAAGUUCUAAAUGAGGAGGCUAUAUUUUAG